Molecule: messenger RNA, 2334 nt
Organism: Monomorium pharaonis (pharaoh ant)
Lineage: Eukaryota; Metazoa; Arthropoda; Insecta; Hymenoptera; Formicidae
Gene: Rab23
Product: ras-related protein Rab-23
Exons: 6
Coding region: 641-1363 (240 amino acids)
Molecular function (GO): GTP binding; GTPase activity
Source: RefSeq, a predicted model, not a curated record
GAGCGCGCGGAUCAGAGCGACAGGUGUCCUCCGCCGUACAGGUGUUCUCUUCAGCAGUCGGCUGAAUCGGCCAGUGGUGGUCAGCAGCGGCGCGCAUUCGUGCGUGCGUGCGUGCAUGCCUGCGUGCGUGCGUGCAUGCGUGCGUGCAUGCGUGCUCCGUUCCGUUCCGUUCCGUACCGUACCGUACCAUACUCGCGUCGCGGCGACGACGGCGGCGGCGGCUCUUUCCUCUCUCUCUCGCGGGUGUGCGGCGUGAGAGACUCCGUUCGGUUCUCUUUUUUCGCGGGCGAGAAAGACUUUUCCUCUGUGACGUGAAAGUGAAUAUUAUUCUCCUCGCGAGGAAGCGAACGCGGGAAGCGUGUGUGUCGGAGAGCUCGGAAUAAUGACUCGGCCGAGGCGCAAAGUCAUCGACUCGGGAAUACCGAGAAGAGCGAGGAGGUGAAGGAAGGAGAGAGAGCGAGAAAAGAGAGAUCCCGGCUCUCCUUCUCUUUCCUCCCUGGCGUGCAUCUCCGUCACGCCGCUUUCGAAUAAACGUUAUAAAUUUUCACAUGCCAACAGCGAUCUACGCGCACGCCCGAUCGACGGGCGGAUGGACUCGCGGUGCACUGGAAUAUUAUGUUAAUCGCCUUUUACGGCCAGAAUGAGGGAGGAAGAGCUCGAGAUAUCACUCAAGGUGGUGAUAGUGGGCAACGGCGCCGUGGGGAAGUCGUCGAUGAUUCAAAGGUUUUGCAAAGGUACAUACACGAGGGACUACAAGAAGACGAUCGGCGUCGACUUCUUGGAGCGUGAGAUCGAAGUCGACGGUGAGGACGUAAGACUGAUGCUAUGGGAUACUGCAGGACAGGAGGAAUUCGAUGCGAUAACCGCGGCUUACUAUCGCGGAGCUCAUGCCUGUGUCCUCGCUUAUUCGGCCACAGAUAGAGAUUCUUUCGAUGCUAUUCCAUCAUGGAAACUCAAGGUCGAAAACGAGUGCGGAGAAAUACCCACGGUACUAGUGCAAAAUAAAAUCGAUCUCGUUGAUCAGAGCGUGAUCGAUCCGGACGAAGCCGAAAGGCUCGGCCGCGCCUUAGGCUGCAAACUCUUGCGGACAUCCGUGAAGGAGGAUAUCGGUGUGAUGAGCGUUUUCCGACAUUUGGCGUCACGAUGUCUGCACGAGAUGCGUCGCUCCGACGACGACUAUCAAGACGAUCUGAGAUUAUAUUCCGCGGAGCCUAGAUCUCCUUCUGUUAUAAGUGCAUUUAGUCCGGACGGGUCAGUGUGUGGUCGUAACGCCGGUAAUGGAACGAUAAUCCUUCGGCCCGGCGGCAAAACGAAGAGUCAUAAGAAACGAAAUUUUGUGAAAAAUGCUUGUAGACUCUUGUAGCUAUUUUUCUUAUAGGGUGUACGUACGUAUAGCGUUACCCGAGUAUCGCACGAAGACGUCGAAGGUGCGGGUGUGUUUUGUAAAUAUAUACAGUUUAUUCUCUGAAGGCGUAAACGGUGAUUUACAGUGCCCGAUAGUGCAAAUCUGUUGUAUUCUAAUUAUCGGCCUAAUCUCGACGGUUUCGUGUAUGAGAACGUAUAGUACGCAUAACAUUUGGGAACUCAUUAAUUUAAACGCAAUAGAAAUAAUCAUAAAUAAUAACGUUGCUCAUAAUGUUAACCAAAUGGUUGUAGAUUGUAAGGUACGGAACAAAAUUAAUCGCAAAAUAAUUUAACUGCAGUUACGCGUACUCAUAAAUGUGGAUGGGAAUAGUGAUAUAAUAAUGAAUGAAUAUGACGCGUAAUUUGUAAAUAUCUCGCCAUAUUAUAUGUGUUAAAUGAUUAAUCUUUAAAUUGCAUCACAUUCAAAAACCAAAUUAUGAAAUUAAGAUUUUUAUAUCAAUAUAAAUAGCGUUAAAUGUAAUGACAAUAAUAUAAUCAUUAUUUACAGAUUAGCGCGUCGAUUUAUUACUUAAGAUUAUCCAAAUCCAAUAAUCACUCAAGACCACCCCUUCCCCGUUCAACUUUGCAAAAUUUUGGAACUAAAUUCUGAACAUGUAUUGUGGUUUAAGGCUUUUACCUCUUUAAUACAACAAUGCAAUGAUUGAAUUAUGACGUAAAAAAAGAGAAAUCAUAAAUUUCUUUUUUCUUUUACAUCUAUCGCCACUUCCGACGUCAUAAUUCAAUUGAUUGUAAUAAGAAAAUGAGAGCUUUAAGCACAAACAGUUUGUAUAACUACAGUUUCCUAAAAAAACAACACUAUAUUACAAUAAGUUACUUAAUAACUAAUGUUAUAUUUUUACUUAUUUGUAAUAUAACAGAACGUUAAAUCUCUGUACAUUUUGCUAAAAAUAAAUUGAUUUUUGAUAAAAG